Stylophora pistillata is the source of this 3791-nucleotide messenger RNA. RefSeq lists its product as uncharacterized. Gene Ontology annotation, cellular component: heterochromatin. The record is from RefSeq and is a predicted model, not a curated record. Gene Ontology annotation, molecular function: DNA binding. NCBI's taxonomy places the organism in Eukaryota, Metazoa, Cnidaria, Anthozoa, Scleractinia, Pocilloporidae. Gene Ontology annotation, biological process: rDNA heterochromatin formation.
CAUGGCGUUGAAACAGCAACAUCAGGGAAAUGAAAAUGCGACUUUGAGCACGACAUGAUGAAAUUGCAAAAGCGACAUCAGAACCUUCUGAAAUGGCCACAUGACAAAGUUUGAAAUUCAGACAGGCGACAUCUAUACCCCCCAAACAGGACCUCACAAUUAUUUUACCACGAGGAUUAGAGUGAUCUGAUUCAUACUAGGAUCACAUUUAUUAGUUUAGCUGUUUUGGCUAGCUUGCUUCCAUUUUUGUUUUAGUGGGGUGAAUUCUUCUAUACUGGCCAAGUUAAUCAAGUAUUGCAUGAUUAGAAAUAAAGGAAUUUGAAAGAAUGAGGUGGUUCCAACACCUGUACCUAUUUUUUUCUUUUUUCCAUUUCCCAAUAACUCACACAACAUCAAUUUUCAGAAGACUCUGGCAUGUAAUAUGAUACUGGUAACUAUUUUUUUUUGGUUUCCCAAUAACUUUUAUAGUUUCACUUUCCAAAAGACUAUGGCAUGUAAUGUAAUACUGGUAACUUUUUUCUUUUUUUUCAGUAUCCCAAUAACUAUUACACAUUCACAUUUUUUAAAAGACUCCAGCACAUAAUAUAAUACCAUUAAUUUCUUUUUAUCCUUUUCCCAAUAACUUUUAUAACUUCAAUUUCUCUGGCAUGUAAUGAUAAUCAAGAUCAUAUCCAAUCUAUCAUUGUUGCAUUUUGGAGUCGGAAAAACUUUCAAUGAGGAAUGAUAAAAGAAGAGUGAUGUUGAAAUUUUUUGUCACUAUAAACCACUGACUACUUUUCUUUAAAAACAGACAUUACUCCUCUUGCUUUCUAAUUUAGUUGACAGUCUUUGACAGAAAAUGGAAUAAAUAUAAAAUUAAAAAAAAAAAUUGUAUUUAUCCAUAAUUUCAUUUGGUUUAGUUACACUAUUGCGUGACGUUAUGUUCCGCCCUCGUUUGCGCGUUACCACGUGAGAUGCGUGGUUGCUCAGCAUCGAGUCACGCGGGUUUACUCGCGAUUCACUUUCGUGGACGCCAUUUUACUCGCAGUAGUCCAAAACACAAAGUUAUAAACGCUUCCAACCGGUGUGAACUCUCUCAACGUCCAUCUCACACAAUAGGAUUAUUUUACUGACCAGCUCUAGCGAGUGACAGAGUCCAAAAUAUGACCAUGGAACCAAAUGAAUCAAUGAAUCAAGAUCGUUUCUCCGCCAUCUUGGAAAACCAACGCGCCAUAAUGGUGAAUCAGGCGACCAUCCUUCACAACCAGAACAAGAUCAUGCGAGGUAUGGAGCAGCUGUUUACAUUCUUCCCAGCGCUUCAGAGCUCGCUUCCGAUCCAGAACACCAUCCCCGGCACAGUGACGGUAGCCCCUCUACCAGCCCAUCUAGGCAGCAGUGAAAACUCGCGAGUUGAGCAGCCACCAGUGUCAUCCGCCACACAACUCCCAAGUGGGGCACCGCCACCUUCCGUUUCACCCUCCCCGCGCGUGGAAAACACAACCCCUAUUAACACCCCAACACGGCCUCAAGCGCCGUUAAAUUCAAGCACGCCAUCGAUGGUUGCAAACCCUGUGAAACCGCUUCCAUCCAGUGGAGCUUCUUCGCCCGACACCGACAACGAACAAGACGUUGCGCCUCCUGUACGUCCGUCUUCCUUUCCGCAACAGUACAUCUCAGCGGAUGAGCUUACCCAGAUCAAAUGCAAAAGUUGCUCAAUCGGCAACUUCGCAGUCCAGUUGCUGAGACAUAUUUUCGAAAAUAAUGAAUUGGAAAAAAGGAAUUGCACAGGUACGAGAGGGAAGGAAGCAGUUGAUCCAGAACGCCUUCGUUUUGUAAAGGAAACCGUGUUUGAUGUGUACGCAAUCGCAUCUGAUGAUAAAGUGAAUACUUGGAAGCACUGUGUUCGAGCAAUCGACGAAUUUCUCAGACGACCAAAGCGGAUGGCAAAAGGUGCAUUGAAUAAGAGUGCUUUGUUUUAGAAUAAAUUUGGCAACAUUUCUCUAACAAAUAAUUUCUUGCUUUAUUUACUAAGUAUCGCACGCAAAUUGAAUCAUCUGAUAUAGUUUAGCUAAUUAGCGAGGAGUGGCCGGGGCAUGGUAGCGAUAAGCUUGUAGAGAGACAAUUCAGAGUGUUACAAUAUUUUAAAGAGACAUUUAUUGUCAAUAUUCAACAUAUUAGAAUUUAUGUUUAAUUUGUUUUACGAAAUUGUUCUUACGUCAUAAAUGUUAGGCUUUGUUCUCAAAGGACUGGCCCUGAUUAAAUUUGAAACAACUAUUCAAGUGGACAUAUAUCUUUUUGCUUUUGUAUAUUAUCUAAAUUUUUUAUUAUUAAAAAUGUGGGUUUCUUUCAUGCAGCCAGUGUUUUGUGGGCAAAUCACUGUAUUUCACUUUCAGUGGUGUAUUUGGUAUUAUUUCCUUAGUUUCCACACAAACCAAUUCAGCUACAGAUUAGAGCAGUACUGUAGGACAGGUUUGCCAUGAAUUGACCUUUUCUCACUGUAAAUCAAUGAACUUGUGUAAACCUGCAUUAUUUAGGCAGGAAAUACAUAAUAGCCAUCAAUCCUUUAUAAGCAGUUCUGUGAAAAUGGCACAAUGGCAACAAACAAUAGACAGACACAGUUUCCUGAUUUCCAAUCAAAAAAGGGCUUAGUUUUAUCUAGUAACAACAACAGUGUAAACUUCUCUGCCUACAAAGAGUGCAGUAAAGUUGUGCAAGGUGUAUAUUUAAAGCAUUUUUCACUAUCAAGUUCAGUUAAGUUCUUGUACUCCAAGUUAAUGUGUCCUAUUAUCUAAACAACUUUUUCUUAGUUGCUAACGAAUUAUUUCCCACCAACAGCCAGGCUGCUCUAGGUAUCCACAUAAUACAAAAUCAAUUUUAGAUAAAAUCAAUCCAAUUCAUGGAUAUUUUCAAAACAUUUUGAGAAGGUAUAUAUGUAAACAUUUACUUAAAUUUUAAGAUAGCUAGGUGUGUUUGAGACAGACCUAUCUUUUACUAUUUUGAAACUGUUCCAUUUGGAACAUGUCUUACUCUGUAACAGUGUGGUAAAGCAGUUUGAAUAAUCCUUCUUUUAAUUACUUCAACUGUCUUGUCAUUAUUCAAUUGAUUCAAUUAUUGCUUAUCAUUAGUAUACAAACUAAAAUUUGUUGACUUUUAUUUCCAGCGACAAAGAAAUUAAUUAAGAAUGACUGAAAAAAUUGAGGACCAACUAUUCAGGGCCAUGUUGUUGUGACAAACUGUAAUACAGUAGGUGUGCAAAAUUAAUAGGCAGCUGAAUUAAAUUAUGCUUUCAUAGCCAACAUGGUGUUUUGCAAAGUAACAUACCCUACCAGGGUGUCAGUAUGCGAGCACCCAUGGGAAAAUUUAAAAUUUUAAACUCUCUACCAGCAGUGUGAGCUAUAUUUGAAUUACAUAAAAUGGUUUGACAGUGGGCAGGUUCCCUGGCCUAUUGGAUCUAUCAGCAAUAAUAACAAGAUCAACUGAAAGGGAUCCAUUGUUCUUUUUCAUUUUUAUUGAUAGGAAAUGCUUUUCCCACUUGAAUUGAACAGUUAUGAUAUGAAUAACUAUUAUUUUAGUAAUCUGUAUGACCCUCUGUGAGUGACUGGAGGGAAAAAAACUGUUGCUCUUGACGAACAUAGAUGUUUUCACCUUCCCAGGACUAUAAUUUCAAUUAGUUUGUAUAAAAUUUAUUAAUUAAAAAAAUUUAGAGAAGUUUUGGGGAGUAACCAUGUCUUUUGCUGGCUUUUCCAAAGUCCUUGUUUGUUUUAAUUCUGUACGUUGAUUGAUUUCUUUUUUAAAUAAAAGCAAUGACACUA